AUGGGGGACCCCAAAUCUGAUUUCAUUCACACAUCAGGGAACGACAUACCGAGCUCCGACUUACUAGGAACUGGACCCACACCUAUGUGCAGCGGGCCUGAUCUCAACUCCACGUGUAGAGGGGACAAACCUCUCCCGACUGAACCCUUCUACAGUGGUCGAGUUCACUCCACGGCAUCCAGGCGAUUACCACCUCCACGAGAGGAGACCUGA
Molecule: messenger RNA, 213 nt
Organism: Pelobates cultripes (western spadefoot toad)
Lineage: Eukaryota; Metazoa; Chordata; Amphibia; Anura; Pelobatidae
Source: the annotation of a GenBank genome assembly